AUGCAGAUGCUGCAUGACAUGGGCAUCCAUACCGAGUGGGUGCAGCACAACGCGCGGCCCGGCACCUUGUAUGACGAGGCCCUGCGGUACGAGAAGGGCUCGGCCAUUCUCUCGACUGGGGCGCUGGCGGCCUUCUCAGGUGCCAAGACAGGCCGUUCCCCGCUCGACAAGCGGGUGGUGGAUGAGCCAUCCACCUCCGACGACAUUUGGUGGGGCAGCGUCAACGUGAAGCUCUCAGAGAAGAGCUUCAAGAUCAACCGAGAGCGCGCCAUCGACUACCUGAACACCCGAGAAAGACUUUACGUCUUUGACGGUUUCGCCGGGUGGGAUCCAGAUUACCGCUACAAGAUUCGCGUCAUCACCAGCCGGGCUUACCACGCGCUUUUCAUGCACAACAUGCUGAUCCGGCCCACUGAGGAGGAGCUGGCAAACUUUGGUGAGCCAGACUAUACGAUCUACAAUGCUGGGGCGUUCCCAUGCAAUCGGGCGACAGAGGGCAUGACGUCUGGCACCUCGGUGACGCUGAACUUCGCCUCCAGAGAGGUCGUGAUCUUGGGCACGCAGUACGCGGGAGAGAUGAAGAAGGGCGUUUUCUCGAUUAUGAACUACCUGCUGCCGAAGCGUGGAAUUCUCAGCAUGCACGCCUCCGCGAACGAGGGAAAGGACGGCGACGUCACCGUCUUCUUCGGACUGUCGGGCACUGGCAAGACCACGUUGUCCGCUGACGAGAAUCGGCUCCUCAUCGGCGACGAUGAGCAUGCCUGGACGGACAAGGGAAUCUUCAACAUCGAGGGCGGAUGCUAUGCCAAGGCCAUUGGGCUGACGCGUGAGAAGGAGCCCGAGAUCUGGGAUGCGAUCCGUUUCGGAGCCCUUCUGGAGAACGUGGUCUUUGACCAGCGGACAGGUGAAGUCGACUACGAAGAUGGCAGCAUCACGGAGAAUACCCGGGUCUCUUACCCCUUGGAGUACAUACCCAAUGUGAAGAUUCCGGCCGUCGGCGGCCAUCCGAAGAACAUCAUCAUGCUGACUUGUGACGCUUUCGGCGUCCUCCCGCCUGUGUCCAAGCUCUCGCCAUCGCAGGCCAUGUACCAUUUCAUCUCCGGAUACACGGCCAAGGUCGCUGGAACCGAGAUGGGCAUUACAGAGCCCACCGCGACCUUCUCCGCCUGCUUCGGGGCCCCGUUCAUGGUCUGGCAUCCCGCGAAGUAUGCGGAGCUGUUGGCCGACAACAUGUCGAAGCACAACGUCAACGCCUGGCUGAUCAACACCGGCUGGACUGGAGGCGGCUUCGGUGCGGGUCACCGCAUGAGCCUCAAGGACACUCGGGCCAUCAUCGACGCCAUCCACUCUGGGGACUUGGCCAAAGCUGAGUACGAGAGCUUUCCGCGAUUCAACCUGCAGGUGCCCAAGGCCUGCCCAAACGUGGAUCCUAAGAUGCUCAUGCCGAACAAGACCUGGGCCAACCAGGAUGAGUUCCAGAAGGCCUCUGAGAAGCUGGCGCAGCUCUUCAAGGACAACUUCAAGAAGUUCGAGUCGGGCUGUUCUGCGGACAUCCGCGCAGCGGCUCCGGAGUGA
Molecule: messenger RNA, 1575 nt
Organism: Symbiodinium natans
Lineage: Eukaryota; Dinophyceae; Suessiales; Symbiodiniaceae
Source: the annotation of a GenBank genome assembly